AAGAAGCUGCUUCUCUUAUCCAUUUUGUAGAACAAUACAACUAUUUCAAUAGCUUAUCUGUUUCAGUUUCUUCACUGUGAUGAUAAAGCUUUGAUUCCACACUUCAAAGUUAAAACAUUCAAAGGUUUGUCUAUUCUCUUUUACUAUAUAUUUUUAUGGGUUUGUUCUUUAUUAUAUAGAACAUAAGCCAAAAUUCCAUAGUUCAAUUAUACAAUAAGUAUGGAAGGCUUAUUAAAUUCAUUCCCUCAUCAAACUUGCUUAAAACCAUUUAAUUGUAAUCCUAAAACACUUUAUAAUCUUCCCUUGGUUAAAUUAAGAACUGGGUUAGUUCAAAGAAACUUUAAACUUAGUUGUGCACCAUUAAAGAUUGAAACUUUGGGUGAAGAUGAUGCUGUUAGUGUAGAAUCUGUUGUGGGUAGUGAUAAUGGGGAGGAAAUUAAGGACUGGGAAUUGAAAUUUCUUGGGGAGGUUGAUCAAGCACCUACUAAUAAGAGGAAAAAACAACAGAAGUCUAAGGUGCUUGAGGAAACUGAUGGUAUGGAUUGGUGUUUGAGAGCUAGGAAGGUUGCUCUUAAAUCGAUUGAGGCGCGGGGGUUGAGCGAAAAGAUGGAAGCUUUAGUUAGUGGUAAGAAGAAGAAGAAAAAGAAUAAGAAAAAAUUGGUUAGUAAGAGCAAGAGUGGUAAGAAAAAUAAGGAUUUGGAAGAUGGUUCUGAUUUUGAUUUAGAUGAUGAUGAGGCUGGUGAGGUUGGAAUUGAAAGUGAUGAUGAUGAGGUUGAGUUUGAAAAUGUGAUGGACUUGCCUGGCGGUGAUAUUGACGAUCUUAGAAGGAAAGUGAGUUUGAUGGCAGGUGGUAUGUAUGAAGAGCAAAAGGGAAAGACAAUGGAGGAGUUUGUUCAGAGGUUAUCGCAAUUCUCGGGACCUUCUGAUCGUAAGAAAGAGGUGAAUUUGAAUAGAGUGAUCGUCGAAGCUCAGACUGCGGAGGAGGUUUUGGAAGUUACUGCUGAGAUGAUUAUGGCUGUUGGAAAAGGUUUGAGUCCUUCACCUCUAUCUCCUUUGAAUAUUGCCACUGCCCUUCAUCGGAUUGCGAAAAAUAUGGAGAAGGUUUCGAUGAUGAAAACACGUAGACUUGCGUUUGCACGACAAAAAGAGAUGUCAAUGCUAGUGGGAAUUGCGAUGACGGCUUUGCCUGAGUGCUCAGCUCAAGGUAUAUCCAAUAUUUCAUGGGCAUUAUCUAAGAUUGGAGGCGAGCUACUUUACUUGUCAGAAAUGGAUCGAGUUGCAGAGGUGGCUUUGACCAAAGUGGAUGAGUUCAAUUCUCAGAAUGUUGCUAAUGUUGCUGGUGCUUUUGCUUCAAUGCAGCACUCUGCUAGUGAACUCUUCUCAGCAUUAUCGAAAAGGGUUUCAGAUAUAGCUCAUACCUUCCGAGAGCAGGAACUUGCUCAGGUUCUAUGGGCUUUUGCUUCUCUUAACGAGCCAGCUGAUUCCUUGCUCGAGUCUUUUGAUAGUGUUUUCAAGGAUAUAAGCCAGUUUGAUUGCUGCUCAAAGGCAGAAACAUUGAACUCUAACGAGUAUGACUUCGCGGAAGGCAGUGGAGAACUCGAUAGAGGGAAAGUUUCAGGCCCUCCAGUACUCAGAUUUAAUAGGGAUCAGCUUGGAAAUAUAGCUUGGUCAUAUGCUGUUCUAGGACAACUGAAACGGACAUUCUUUUCUAAUGUUUGGAGAACCGUAAGCCGUUUUGAAGAACAAAGGAUUUCAGAGCAGUAUCGAGAAGAUAUAAUGUUCGCUUCUCAGGCUCAUUUUGUAAAUCAGUGCCUAAAGCUUGAGUACCCACAUCUUCAGUUGGCUGUUGGAGGUGAUCUUGAAGAAAAAAUUGCCCGUGCAGGGAAAACUAAAAGGUUUAAUCAGAAAAUAACUUCAUCAUUUCAGAAGGAAGUUGCGCGUCUUCUUAUCAGCACUGGCCUUGAUUGGGUGAGAGAACAUUCCAUAGAUGGAUAUACUGUUGAUGCUGCUGUGAUUGAUAAGAAAAUUGCUUUGGAGAUAGACGGGCCUACUCAUUUUUCAAGAAAUACCGGAGGACCCUUAGGGCAUACUAUGCUAAAACGGAGGUAUAUUUCUGCUGCUGGUUGGAAAGUAGUGUCGUUGUCUCAUCAAGAGUGGGAGGAGCUCCAGGGCAGUUUUGAGCAGCUAGAAUACCUCCGAAAAAUUCUCGAAGUUCAUCUAGGCGAUAGUAGCAUUAGCCAGUGAUCGACGAAUCUAGAUGGAAAGAACAACAAAAGAUGGAUCAAGGAAUGAAAAGGUGAAAUUCUGCUAUAUACAUAACAAGAGUCAUUGAAAUUGCGAAGCUCGUCGGAGUGACUUUGACUUCAGCUUUUAGUUGUAAUCCAAUCAGUCAUGCAUAUAUAAAAGUGAAUUGAAAUACUGCCAAACUUCAGCACAUCUAGUGUGUAAUCGAGCCAAGCCGAGUUGAGAUAUUGAUAAACUCAAGUUUGUUCAAUUCGCAAAUUUGAAACUCGACUCAAAGUUGAUUAUAUUUAUUUUAGGAGUUUGAGCUCAAGUUCAAGUUAUGUAGAAUAAUUGAGAAUCGAGCUUGAUUCGGUUCAACUCGGUUAUGUAUCAAUUUUUCAUUAUAAAAAUAAGAGUAUUAUUCGAAA
Messenger RNA from Mercurialis annua (annual mercury), 2651 nucleotides. Its product is annotated as RAP domain-containing protein, chloroplastic. The coding region runs from base 220 to 2244 and encodes 674 amino acids. The transcript is spliced from 4 exons. The record is from RefSeq and is a predicted model, not a curated record. Lineage: Eukaryota; Viridiplantae; Streptophyta; Magnoliopsida; Malpighiales; Euphorbiaceae. Gene Ontology annotation, cellular component: chloroplast; mitochondrial matrix; ribonucleoprotein granule. Gene Ontology annotation, biological process: chloroplast rRNA processing; regulation of mitochondrial mRNA stability; mitochondrial RNA processing. Gene Ontology annotation, molecular function: RNA binding.